AUGGAAACCAUAGAUGCCGGCAACAGGCAAAGCAUUGGUCUGCCGUCAAUCAACCACAUGGACGCCGAUAGAGUCAAGCGCGAAGAGGUCGAGUAUCAAAGAAAACACUCUGCCGCCGCUACUGCUACCAUGCCCAGCCCGUUGCACCCCUACGCGGGGCCGCCGCAUUUGCACAGCAAUCACCAAUCGUCAGUCGCCAGCGCAGUACCCGGCUCGCUUGGAGGCCUACUGUCUCCUCCCGACUCACGCAGGACCUCUGGCGACGAGAAAGAGUCGCAACGACCGACGGCCCGGCAAUCCCUGCCAUCGAUACAUGAAGCCCUAGGUUCGGAACAGCCGCUGCCAUUCCCAGCUACAGUGCCUCCACCUUCAGCCAUCACUUCAGCUCCUAAGCAUUAUCAUCCCCAGUCUGCUGCUGCUUCUCCCGCCGAGCCACGGCCACGACACUUUCCAUCUGACCUCCAGCACGCCAGCCAAGGACCCUCCAACCCAUUCACAUACCCAAGAAGUCCAUUUGUCGGGGCCCCGGCAUCACCCACAGUCUCCCGACAACCGCCUCAGGUUCAGUCAGAAGCCCUGCCUCGUCCGCCCUUCUCAGAUCCACGGCCGCCGUAUUCUACCCCUCAACACAACUCAAAACUACCUGCCCUUCACCCACUGAAGACUGCACAAUCUCCGCCACCGAGCGCAACUCGCCCCAGCGUCCCAUAUCCAUCAUAUCCGCCACCACCAGCCACCUACGAGAGCCCUGCUCCUCCAUCAACGGGACCCAUGAACCAUCAUUACCCGUACACGCAGUAUCCCCCUGGCUAUCCUUCAUCGGCCCCCUCAGCAAGUGCUCCUAACUCUGCCUACCCACCGGCAAGCUCGACCUACUCUGCCCCACCCCGUUAUCCCCCACAAUCGUGGCAGGACAACUCCGAAAUGGCUCGCCUGGAAGAGAAGAAGAUCGGUCGAUCAAGUCUAGCUCCAUACGGCGAGUCAGUCAAGCGCCAUCUGGAGAGUUUCGAUCUUGAGGCUUCCCUUAACGAGAUGGCCGACGGGUCUGGACGCAUUGCAGAGUUUUCGAAGAUCUACAGACAGCGCGCCCAUGAGAACCAACGCAUUGGCAUGACACCACAGUCAAUGCCCCGGUUAGAAGAGGUCGACGAUAUGCUUAAGCAAAGCGAAAGGAUUCAGAUGUCCCUCCAGCGAAUGCGAGACGUCGUUUUCAAUCAUCAACAGGCGAGCAUCGUGGAGCCUCCUCAGGAUCCACGGUAUAGACCGAUGAAUGGCUACGAUGACAAUGCAAGCAACUACGGUGACGACAACAAAGGCAUGGGCGGCUUUGCUGGUGGCGACAACAAGACUCGGAAACGAGGCCGAGCUGCGCCGCCAGGUCGAUGCCAUAGCUGCAAUAGAGCCGAGACCCCUGAGUGGCGAAGAGGGCCAGAUGGUGCCAGGACCUUGUGCAAUGCUUGCGGUCUACACUAUGCAAAGCUUACCCGCAAAAUGGGUGGCAAGCAAGCCAUGACCAGCUCAAACUUACGACCCAAAUCCAUUGACCAUGGUUCACCCACGAUGUGA
Molecule: messenger RNA, 1566 nt
Organism: Alternaria arbusti
Lineage: Eukaryota; Fungi; Ascomycota; Dothideomycetes; Pleosporales; Pleosporaceae
Exons: 4
Coding region: 1-1566 (521 amino acids)
Biological process (GO): regulation of DNA-templated transcription
Molecular function (GO): sequence-specific DNA binding; zinc ion binding
Source: RefSeq, a predicted model, not a curated record